Molecule: messenger RNA, 4551 nt
Organism: Lampris incognitus (smalleye Pacific opah)
Lineage: Eukaryota; Metazoa; Chordata; Actinopteri; Lampriformes; Lampridae
Product: nuclear receptor ROR-beta-like
Exons: 10
Coding region: 568-2082 (504 amino acids)
Biological process (GO): regulation of transcription by RNA polymerase II
Cellular component (GO): nucleus
Molecular function (GO): RNA polymerase II cis-regulatory region sequence-specific DNA binding; zinc ion binding; nuclear receptor activity
Source: RefSeq, a predicted model, not a curated record
CUCCGUCGGCGGUGAGAUCAUGUGAGAGUCCACGCUGCUCAAAAGUAGGUUAGCAGGGUAGACUGAGAGGAAAGCAGGGGCAGACUCACACAGGAAAGGGAGGGGGGGCACCCGGACGACUGACUUCGCGAGGCUCCACAAGCCAACCUGAGAAACCACCGUGGGACACGUUGCGUCCAGAUGAAGCGAUUCAACUUUCUUUGAACCACCGUGGGAGUUUUUUCCCGUGAAAAAGUUGAGCAGAAAAAGGAAACACAACACACGAAAGAUCCAGCGGAGCGUCGAGACGGUACCAUGUCAGCGAAAGACACUUUCUUCACUCUUGUUCUUCCAACGCCAGACUUCGUUGAACGAUAGGGGGGUUUUGUGUGUGUGUGUUUUUGUUUUGUAAACGCGUGUUGUGUGUCGUGUUUCCCGGGAGCGAUUAUCUGUUUCUGCACCGAGUUCCGCAGCGGCCAGUUGACAACCGGCUCCGGCGUCUUGUCCUCGCCGUUGAAGUUGCAGAGCCAGUAUCAAGCCCAUGUAGUCGGGUUUCCUGCACAACCCUCCAAGAGAAAUCACGCCAACAUGAGAGCUCAAAUCGAGGUCAUCCCCUGUAAGAUCUGUGGGGACAAGUCCUCAGGAAUCCACUAUGGAGUCAUCACCUGCGAAGGCUGCAAGGGUUUCUUCCGUCGCAGCCAACAGAACAAUGCCAUGUACUCGUGUUCCCGCCAGAGGAACUGUCUCAUCGACCGGACCAAUCGCAACCGCUGUCAGCACUGUCGUCUACAGAAGUGUCUGGCCCUGGGCAUGAGCCGAGAUGCGGUGAAGUUUGGCCGCAUGUCAAAGAAGCAGCGUGACAGCCUGUAUGCCGAGGUGCAGAAGCAUCAGAAGUCCCAGGAGUGCAUGGGCUCUGGAGGCGGGGGUCCUGCUGGCCUGUCCCCAUCCAGUGACGAGGGCGUGUGCGGGGGCACCGCGGAAGAAGGCAAAGGGGGACUAAGCCGGUCCUACAGCAGCGGGAGUUCCAGCUCCACCCUCAGCGACCUGGACGACAUUGCGGCUCUGCCCGACCUCUUUGACCUUCCGCUAACCCCAGAGGAGGCCAGUGAAUAUUGCAGCCUGGAGCUGCUGGGGGGAGGCGGAGGAGCCAGCACCGGAAACACCUCCAACUCAUCUUCCUCAUCUUCCUCAUCCUCAUCCUUGUCCAACCAGAAUUCCCCGCAGCAGACUAUGCUGGAUGCGGCAGAUGGAAAUGGAAACCAGCUCCUGCACUCUCACUCGCACACGCUGCUGGCACACACACAGGCGACGCUGCUGGAUAAUCUCCCUGAUGACUGCUCCCUAAUGGACCUCGAGCACAUCACUCAGAGUAUCCUGAAAUCCCACCUGGAGACGUGUCAGUACAGUGCUGAGGACAUGAAGAGAUUCACCUGGGUGCAAUAUUCGCCUGAGGAGACGCGUGCUUUUCAGAGCAAGUCGGCUGAGUGGAUGUGGCAGCAGUGUGCACACCACAUCACCAAUGCUAUCCAAUACGUGGUGGAGUUUGCCAAACGUAUUGCUGGCUUCAUGGACCUGUGCCAGAAUGACCAGAUUAUAUUGCUAAAAGCAGGCUGCCUGGAGGUCCUACUUAUACGGAUGUGCAGAGCUUUUAACGUCAACAACGGCACCAUCUUCUUUGAUGGGAAAUUUGCCCCUGCUCCGCUCUUCAAAGCACUCGGCUGCGACGACCUAGUCAGUGCCGUGUUUGACCUUGGGAAAGGUCUUUGCCGGCUACAGCUGUCCGAUGAAGAGAUGGCUCUGUUCAGCGCUACUGUCCUUUUGUCCCCUGAUCGGCCAUGGCUGACAGAAGGCCAGAAGGUGCAGAAGCUCCAGGAGAAGGUCUACCUGGCUCUGCAACACAGUCUACAUAUGAGUGGCGGCUCGGAUGAGAAACUAGAGAAGAUGAUCUCCAAGCUUCCCAUGAUGAAGUCUAUCUGCAACCUCCAUAUUGAUAAACUGGAGUUUUUCCGUCUGGUCCACCCAGAGACUGCCUACAGCUUCCCACCGCUUUACCGGGAAGUGUUUGGCAGUGAGAUGUCUCUCCCUGACUCAACCGACAGCUAGACAGACUGACAAACAGAGAAACGGAGCAGAUAAAAGAGUGUAUAAAGAGGUAGGGGAGCAAAAGGAGAGACAGAACAGGAUAAUGAUGCUUAACAACCAGCAGACAAGAGACAAUCCAGGACUUUUAAUACUCAGUCUCCUCUGAUCCCAAACUAGUCCUCCACUUUCCCAGCAGGCAAUGCACCUUACACUACAGACCACACAUGCUCAUAGUCCGCUAAUAUCGUAGCAUUAACAACAAGCUGAUGGGCAUUAUAAUAGCACAUAACUGCCCACCUUGUAUUUGAUGGCUCCAAUCUCUAACACUUGUUCGACAUCCGAUCCGCUGAGGAUCAAUCAACUUGUCAUGAAUGUACCAGUGAUAAGCACCAGUGCACCAACCCGAACCCAACAGCGAAUGUACAAACCUGCCACUCUGGGACAGAAUUCUUUACUUACUAUUAGAAUGAAGUCCUUUUGAUUAACAGGUCUCUAUAUACACAGUUCUCAGUCAAUAUGUCCUUUCUGUAUUUAUACAUCGCAGUACGGUACACAUACAUUGUCAUACAGAUAAUACUAUACUGACCAUCUCGAAGGGACCAAGAUCCUCGUCAUGUAAAAGGAAAUACUACAAGUAUUAUAUGCCUCACAGUUUUGGUUAGCCUACCGGCUGCUUAUCAAAUAGACAUACAGAAAAACGGUCUAACACACACACACACACACACACACACACACAAACAUACACACAUUUAAGACAGUGUUUGGUGCUGCCCUUUGUAGGCUCCUAUAAUGCAAUGAGAAACCUCAGUCCCAUAUCCCCCUCCCCCUGUAAAUGCCACUUAGAGACAGGAAUAAAUGAAAUUAUCUUUAAUUUAUAUAUACAUUUAUAAACAAAUAUUUUAAAUAAGAAUGUAAAUAGAUGACUAUAUAUAAAUAUAUAGUGAGAUAAGAGCGUGUGAGUGCAGUUCUGCGAGAAAGGGCAAGAAGAAUAGAGUGAUUUCACAGGGAGAGAGAAAAGAUGGAUGCUUCAGUAAAGACAUUUGGACUCAGUCUUUUUGACCAUACUCUCAGGUUUCCAUGGCAACAACCCCUUUUGCCCUGAAAGCAACCCGACCGGAAUAUGUACUGUUGACGCAUUAGUCAUGCGUUUGGACACUUGUUGCUGACAUGACACGGCAGGGGAGGAGGCCAUCUAACAAAAAAAAAAAGAAAAAAAGGCAAAGACGUUUCCUUCAUUUUGCAUUUUUAACUGAAUGCCAUUGACUCUGCACUCAACAGUGCCCCCCUUUUACCUAAGGAGAUAAGAAGACAAAGAGGACUGUAAGGUGAAAAGACAGCAAGGCACAAGAGGAAUUUAUGAACUCUGCAUAAUAAGAGACUUGGGGAUAUACUGGUGGGCCCCAACAUGUUUCUAACCAGCAGUCACUAGGUGUUGAAGACUUGUCUCCGUCAUGAUGUUUCUGUUGGUAACGGGCAGGACCGCAGAUGAGUCUAUACGUGUGUUGUGCUGGUUGGAGCAACUGUAUUAUUUUUGUACAUUUGCUGUCCCUCUCUCCUUCAGUCCUAAAUCUAACACCUGUUUAAAGCACUUAUUCUUUCAUCUAUCUCACUUGGCACUAGUUAAAGGACAAACGGGGAUACCAGCUGCCCCCCUGAGUUAGGCCUUGAUGCCAGUAAGACUUCACAGAUUUCCAUGAAUUAAGUUAUUUUUGUGCAAGUUCUGUACGCUUUACCGAAGGUUGUCCAUAACUGUUAGGUUACAAAGACAUGUUUUCCAAAUGAUGGUAUAGCGUAGAGAUGAUGCGUUGAAACGGGGUGCAAAACAAAACCCUUAAAAGUUCGCACCUCAGCACUGCCUCACACUCAGGGAGAUAGCUGUCCUCUCUGUCCGACGACCCAAUCACCAGUGUCUUCUAGCCUUGUAUUCCUUACACCUUUGCACCUAAGAUGAGACCCAUAACCAUAAUCACUGUGGAGGUAAGUUCUAUUUUUGUGAAUGUUUCUCACAAAGUGUCAAAAACCCCUCCCCCUUUCUCCUAAUAUUGUAAUAAGAACUUUACGAGACAUAGGAAUUACAAAGGAAUCAGUUAAAUAGAAUCAAAGAUGAAUUUCAUUACCCAGGUUUAAUGUUGCUUUUGCUGUGAUUUUCUUUUUUUUUUUUUGUCAGUCUUUUAUCCACUUUUCUUUUUUCGUGUCUCCACCUUUUGGUCUUGUAAAGCAAGUGAUCUAUUUUUUUUAAUGGAAGAAAGAUUAGGUUUUCAAAAUUUUACAGAAAAAAAGUUUGUUUCCCUUAUCUUUUCCUGUAUGACGAAAUGUACAAGAAGUAUAUUACUACCCCAAGAGUAACCGAGUCACAACUCUAUAUAUAUAUUGUCCAAUGGGAUACAUUAUAUGUGGUUUUAAGAAUGUAAUAAAUGUAUUUCUUUUGAAAGGUUGUACUGUGUCUUAUUGUUUCAUUUCAUGAAAAUUGUUGAAUAAACAUUGCUAUUA